AUGUCGAAAAUUCCGGGCUUAUGGCGGCUCAUCUUGCCGCCGCUGUUCCUAGGAAGCAGCAGCCUGGCCCAGUCAUGCCUCGAGGCGCUCAACAACAAUCAGGUCGACGCAUGUGUGUGCUACUCCCUAGAAUACGUCGUCAGUUACGUCGCCUACAUCGCUGUUUCUACGUCAUACACGUCAAAUUGCGAGGCUCUGCCCACGAUCUCAGCCACCACGUCCGUCACGCCUCAGAUUCUAGAGAGUAACCCUGCAGGUGGCAACUAUUCAGGGUACGUGACAGUCAGCCAUGGAGUUUACACAGGAACAGACAUCUUGACCGGGCCCACUACGAGAGCAAUCCUGGGACUCGAUGGAUCAGGGACAUUGGUAGUGGAGGAUCCGCCUUCGUAUACGACAGUUUCCCGAGGCGGUACGGCAACAGUCAGCCCUGGAUCACUUCCGAACUCUGUCAACUCAACAAGCUUUCUGACUACGAAUCCCAUCACGGCACCACGAACCAUUCUCGUCGCCAACCCCACGCCGGGAGCUUCCACAGCUUCUCAAGGAACUGUAGUCGUUGCAGUGCCUGAUCCAAGAUUAUACAACACGAGUACACUCGCUUACACUGGGUCCGAUCCCCUAGGCGCAACUCGUACGACCAUUUCAACUAUUGCAGAGUCUGGCUUUGUUCCUGGCACCUACGUUGUCGCUGUCGCCACGACGGCAGUACCAGAUGUGUCCUACGAUGUUUCUACGGUUGCGUACACUGGGACAGCCGUUAUUUCAGGCCCAACCGUAGUGUCAGUCAUCCAACCCACGGACGGGAGUGGUCGAGGAACUGUAGUGAUAGGAGUCCCGCCGACUGGAGUUCCCCCUCCUCAGGUGACGUCGAUAGUUCCGUACGAGGGCAUGAGUUCAAUUACAGGACCGACGACGAUUCUCAACAGGCCCUUCGAUAGCACUGUGCCGGGAACCGUCAUAGUCGGACUUCCACCAGCAUCUUUCAUCACCCAGACUGUGCCCUUCACGGGCAGGGAAGUCCUUACAGCCCCAAUCACUAUCACGAUAGCACCACCAAGCGGCUCUCAACAUGGUACCGUUGUCAUCGGAAGUCCAUCAGUCACGUUCCUGGCAAGCUUCGUUCCUUUUACAGGGUCUACCCAGGAGACACUAUCGGUGAUCCAGCCUACAGGCACAUCUCCAGGAGUUGUAAUCAUCGGGCAGCCCGGAGGUUCCAAUCCAGAUGUCGAGGAUCCCACGUCUGCCGCCUCAGCGCCUCAAGUAACGCCAACCCGAUUUAUUACGUCGAUUGUGACCUACACUCCUGCCUCAGAUGCUCCGAACACACCAUCGACCUUGGCUGUCAUAGAUGGUACGGUUAUCAUCGGGUUGCCUCGCAUCGUCUCCCCAGCUGCGACUGGCUCGGACUCUUUUAUCACUUCGGCAAGAAGAGGGCCCUUUGUCACCUCUACUGUUGACUUCACCCAGGGCGUGGACUUGCCGACAACUGUUGAUCCUGUGGGAACCGUACCUGGAACGGUCUUUGUUUAUGCCUCAUUGAGAGGUGGAAAUUCGGCAAGUCCGUUCGUUACUUCCGAGGUCGUGCUGCUUGGAACAGCGGCUGGCUCAGCGCCUACGACCAUCUCCGUUGUUCAGCCAACCAAUGGACUGCCUGGAACCUUGAUCAUUGGCAGACCAGCCAUAUUUGUGACUUCGACUGUCUCUUGGACAGGGUCGGUUCCUUUGGCAUCUAGGACAACACUUGCAGUCGUGGCCCCCUCAGGAAAUAGCCCCGGCACGGUCUUCGUUGCGGAUCCCGCGGUUUUGGGAAGACAAUUCUCAACGUCCUACGUUCGAAUCUCUGGUACCCAGGAAGAGGGCGCUGCAACAACGUUAACUCUGAUACCAGGCCAGGGCACUUCGCAGCCAGCUAUCGUCGAUGGAGUUCCUGAUGACUACAUUACUUCUACAAUUGACUUCAGCGGCGCAGAUAUACUUACGACAAGAACCACACUUUCGACAUUGCCGCCGAACGGGGUGGCACCAGGCUUCAGUAUUGUAGCUGACCCAUCAACCUUAGUGUCUACAGUAACACCCGAGGUAACAAAUGGGGCUUCUGUUGUCCUUCAGCCCGACUUUAUCACCUCAACAGUCUUGUAUGAGGGCUCGACUACAUCUGUUCUGACCAGUGUCCAGCCCUUAGAAACCAACAGGGGUACAAUCGUGCUUGCAGUACCCUCGGUGGCUCCGCCAUCAAGGCCUGGCGAAAGCCAAGUGUCGAAGGUGAACGAUUCAAGCGUGGCUCUGGCCUCAUUCAUUACUUCGACGGCUGUCAGUCUUGACAGCUAUUCUGUUACAUCAAGAACUACAAUCUCGACAAUUACUCCUGAUGUUGAGGCCUCUAUAUCUGGUACGUACGUCGUGGCCUUGCCCAACGCCUACGUUACCUCGACUGUGCCGUGGACUGGAGCAAUACUCUUGUCAACCUUGACUACGAUCUCGACCAUACCACCUUCCGACUCUCAGCCGGGUGUUGUCGUCGUAGCUGCUCCGAAUGCGAUAGACUCAUCUACAUCUCAGCCAGUGAGUAGCAAUACAGCCCCGCAGCCGGUUUCUACAAGCAAUGCUGCCCCAGGAGACUCAGCUACACCGCUUCCUGCCACCCAGCUAUCAGCUCAGACGCUUUUUGCAACCUCGACAGUACUUUUGGCGAGCAAUCUUGGCAUCUCAUCAGCAACCACUUUGACAACACUUCAGGGGGACCCGGGUUCACCAUCCAUAGUACUGAUUGGCGUUCCUGUUGCCACCGAGACCUCCAUCGCGAAAGAGACACUGGGAGCCACUUCAAAUGGAUCUAGGCCACCUAGUGACUUGGAAUUUGGAACCCCAUCAACUCCUGCAGGCAAUCUCAUCUCGACAGCCACGCCCACUAACUCUUCACCAUUGACAACUGCUCUCGCCAACUCUGUAAUUGGUUCUGUCGUCACUUCAGACAUUUUCUACAGCGGAACCAACCCGCUUACCUCGCCAAUCCCGCUGACAACUCUCUCUGCUGGCCUAGGCAGUCUUUCGACCGUGAUACUGCUCCAACCAUCAUCGGCCGCUGGCUUGAUUAGCAACUCUGCAGGAGGUUCCGGCUCUAGGCCGCUGGAAGCUGUGUCGUCGUUGACGACCAAUAGCCCACCAAGCCCAACUACCGUUGUCCUUGUUCAGUCUGGAACGACAGUUUUGCUGCAGGCUUCUUUUGUCACAUCUACUUUAGAUGCGGGCAGUAGUUCCUCAGACGGCUCUCAAGGGCUUGCUCCUAUUUCUACGAUCCUACCGAGCGCUGGUGAACCAGGUACUGUUUUGCUAGGACGGCCACCAGCGAUAGCGUCAUCGACUACAAGCAAGAGCUCGUCGUCAGAAUUGAGCCCAGAAAACACGCCUUCCUCACAACUGUCAAGCUCACUAGGUUCCUCCGCAGUUUCUACCAUACAGUUCCAGGUCUCAGACCCCCAAGACCUUACGAGGAGCUCGCAGACCGACUCAGGUCCAAUAAGCAUCUCCUUUCAAAGCGACAUAGAUAGCAUAGCUUUCUCGACUGUUGCUAGCACGGCAGCUCCAGCAGACUCCAGCGCCACUAAUGCAGCUUCUUCUGGGCGCCUUUCCAAUCAAUCCCCCUUUGGCACAGUCCCAGACUCGGCGGUGACGAUUCCUGUUGCUACAGUCUUCGUUGACUACACGGGCACCGGAGUUCCAAGGGAGUUUUUGACGCUUAGAACGACUUCAGGGACCGUCAUUGUUCAGAGACCUCGACCUCUUACAACUGUAGAAACAUUCAUCCCUGGAAGCAUCUCCACUGAAUUUCUCACAAUCAUUCCAUCUGGCACCGAGCCUGUCACCAUAGUCUUCGGAAUUCCAUCGCCGGCGGGCACAACUCGUGUCCUGAUCUCUGGCCCAGAGGUUGUUAGCCCCGACAAGCACAACGACGUCGGCAUCUCAACAAGAUGCUCCAAGUCUGCCUUAUUCCACGUCAACCGCCAUAUCUACUUCGAUCGAUCCAGUUUCUCAGAGCUCCUCUAA
Colletotrichum tamarilloi is the source of this 4047-nucleotide messenger RNA. RefSeq lists its product as uncharacterized. Lineage: Eukaryota; Fungi; Ascomycota; Sordariomycetes; Glomerellales; Glomerellaceae. The coding region runs from base 1 to 4047 and encodes 1348 amino acids. The transcript is spliced from 2 exons. The record is from RefSeq and is a predicted model, not a curated record.